Molecule: messenger RNA, 1466 nt
Organism: Hemibagrus wyckioides
Lineage: Eukaryota; Metazoa; Chordata; Actinopteri; Siluriformes; Bagridae
Gene: yif1a
Product: Yip1 interacting factor homolog A (S. cerevisiae)
Exons: 9
Coding region: 85-1008 (307 amino acids)
Biological process (GO): endoplasmic reticulum to Golgi vesicle-mediated transport
Cellular component (GO): endoplasmic reticulum membrane; Golgi membrane; COPII-coated ER to Golgi transport vesicle
Source: RefSeq, a predicted model, not a curated record
ACGAUGCCACGCAGGCAUUUUCAUCAGCCAAUAACAAAACGGGAGGGGCGGGCUUAGAGACGUCUACGUAGCUGAGGAAAAACAAUGGCCCAUCAGCAUCAGGGUUACCGGGCUACCAAACAGAGAGCUCGUGCAGCUCCUCCAGGAGAUCCCCUUCUUUUUGAGGACACCAGCUCUGGGGUUCCACCCAUGAACAACCAAAGCUACUAUGAAUCUGGUUAUAACAUGGGCCCCGCAUUAUCAGGUGGCCAAGGGACCGGUGGAGUGAACAACAUCUUUGCAGAUCCCAUGGCUAAUGCAGCUAUGAUGUACGGUUCCUCACUUGCAAACCAAGGGAAAGAUAUAGUAAACAAAGAGAUCAGUCGAUUUAUGUCUGUGAACAAGCUGAAGUAUUUCUUUGCCGUUGACACCAAAUACGUUAUAAAGAAGUUAAUGCUUCUCAUGUUCCCCUAUACACAUCAGGACUGGGAAGUUCGGUACCACAGGGACUCUCCACUCCCCCCUCGCCAUGAUGUCAAUGCUCCAGAUCUCUACAUACCAACAAUGGCUUUCAUCACCUAUAUUUUGCUGGCAGGAAUGGCGUUAGGAAUACAGAAACGGUUCAGCCCAGAGGUUCUUGGUUUGUGUGCAAGCACUGCUCUGGUUUGGGUCAUCAUUGAGGUUCUUGUAAUGUUGCUGAGUCUGUACCUGCUCACAGUGCAUACUGAUCUUUCAACCUUCGAUCUUGUUGCCUACAGUGGAUACAAAUAUGUUGGAAUGAUCUUCACUGUUCUUUGUGGACUUCUCUUUGGCAGUGAUGGCUACUUUGUUGCUCUCGCUUGGUGCUCUUGUGCCCUCAUGUUUUUCAUCGUCCGCUCUCUCAAGAUGAAGAUCCUUUCUUCGCUGUCUUCAGACGCAUUGGGUGCCGGAGCAAGCGCCAAACCCCGUCUCCGCUUGUACAUCACCGUGGCUUCUGCUGUCUUUCAGCCAAUCAUUAUCUACUGGCUGACAGCUCAUUUGGUCAGAUGACCAGGUGGAAAGCUUUACAUGGAGGAAAAGAACUUUAAAACAGUGUCUGUUGUUUAAAAAAAAAAAAGAUGACUCCAUAGUUUUCUUGCCAUUUCAACCUGGGAACAUGGCCUACCAGUAAUCAUAAAAUUUUGCCUGGGUUUAGGAACAUGGCAUGGGAAUAUUAUCAUUUGAAACUGUCAUCAAAGAUGAUUUCCAGGAGUUGGAUUUUACAUUUUAAGUAUUACGGAAUUAUUUUUUUCUGGCUUCUAAAUGUUAAGGAACAAAAAAAAAUCUCUUCUAUCUUUAGUUGAAUUGUUCAGUUUACCCUGUGUCUCUUUAUGCCCAGCGUGAUUUUGUGUGGUAUAUUAUAAUUCUGCUAAACACACUCUCAGCUGAGCCAAUGUGCCCUUAUUUUCUAUUUAUCUGUGCAUGAACAACAGUGCUUUUUCUUACAGUAAAAUAAAUGGUCGGAUAAA